Callorhinchus milii (elephant shark) is the source of this 2362-nucleotide messenger RNA. RefSeq names its product RMI1, RecQ mediated genome instability 1, homolog (S. cerevisiae) (gene rmi1). Gene Ontology annotation, biological process: double-strand break repair via homologous recombination; resolution of meiotic recombination intermediates. The record is from RefSeq and is a predicted model, not a curated record. Gene Ontology annotation, molecular function: nucleotide binding. The transcript has 2 exons. The coding region runs from base 372 to 2288 and encodes 638 amino acids. Lineage: Eukaryota; Metazoa; Chordata; Chondrichthyes; Chimaeriformes; Callorhinchidae. Gene Ontology annotation, cellular component: nuclear body; RecQ family helicase-topoisomerase III complex.
GGGCCGAAUGGCCUCCUCCUGUGCUGUAUAAUUCUAUGAUACUAUGAUAUACACCGCAUCGCCCCGUGCCUGGAAAGCGCAGUCUUAAAAGUCGUUCGAGACCGUCAAUUGUCCCACUCUCUUGUCGAUGUUAAAAUUAGCUCUGCCUUAAUUCAUACCCAAAGUUUAUAAAUUGACGAACAGGCCUAUCCUGCUCCUCAAUAAAUUCAUCAAAUAAAUAAGAUAUAACGUGAAAUGCUGCACAGGCGGGAAAUCUGAAACAAAAACAGAAGUGGCUGGGAACACAGCAGCGAUGGAGAAAGGAAAGCCUGGACAUGAAGAUUACGUUUGGACUGUUUCAUAAAGCCACAACAUAAUAUUUAGCAGUUAAGAUGACAUCUGGUAUUAUUCGGAGAGUAGAAACCUGGCUGGAGGCAACGUGGCAUGUCAAAGUUCCUUCGCAUUGGGUUGAAGCAUGUUUAGAUUGGAUUCAGCAGGAAAACCAAGGUACCGCUUUAAUGCAAGCCCAAAUCAAUAAGCAGGUUUUUGAGCAGUGGCUUCUUACUGAUCUCCGAGAUCUGGAGUACCCCAUCUUGCCAAGCAGAAUUUCAGAAGUCCACAAGAGUGAAUUAAAUGGAUUUUACUGCUUGCAGAUCGAUUCAUUAGUGGACAUUAGUCAGCCCGCUUACUCUCAGCUGCAGAAGAUCAGGGGAAAAGAUAACACCAAUGAACUGAUGACUUCAACACAAAUAUCCCAGAGGUCGUGGGAAGCAAAACCAACCCGAAUGUUGAUGCUACAGCUAACGGAUGGAGUACAGGAGCUCCAGGGAAUGGAGUAUAAGCAACUUCCUGCUCUCCAUAGUAACCUUCCACCAGGCACAAAAAUCUUGCUGUUCGGUAAUAUCAUCUGUCGCUUAGGGGUUCUGCUUCUUAAACCUGAAAACCUGAAGGUGCUCGGCGGUGAAGUGGAAUCCCUUUUGGAAGAAAAUUUGCAAGAGAGAGUACUUGCCAGGCUGGUUGGAGAGUCAGAUGACAAUGUUGUGUCUAGACCUACUCACAAUGGCGAAAAUCUGGUUGAAAGGCCAGAUGGCAUACCUCAGCUUUUAGGCCCCUCAGAUGAAGAGCUGUUGGCUGGUUUUGAUGAAGAUGAUGAUUUGAUUUUGAAUCAGAUGGAUUCUGAAAGUGGGUAUGGUAGCAGAAAUGGCACCUUAAAUAGCGCCACAAACUAUUCACAAACCCAGCCUCGAAUCAGUGCUCUAAGUAGCAGAAGCCCAAGUGUGGAGUCCUACACACCACAAAUAUCGAGAGAAUUGCAAGAUUCAGAUCAGGGAUUUUUAGAUUUUAAUGAUGAUGACUUUGAUAAUUUGCCAUUGGAUGAAAUGGAUGAUGAUUUAUUCUUUCAGGAUGAAAACUUUGAAGAAGAACCCCAGCGAACAGAAAUAGCAAAUCGAUCCAUCACAGGGUCAGAAUUGCAUCAACAAGCAACUAAUAACUUUUCUGGUAAUCCACUACAAAUCCAAGCUGAAUCUAUUAAAUGGGGAAUAUGUAGUGAAAACUCAGGAUCUUCAGUGAGUAGUAGAAAUGCUCAAGAGUCACAAAAUUCACUCAGGGUGACUCCAACACAGAGCAAUAGCUCUAUGGAAAGAACAAAUAAUCCAAAUACAGCUUCUAUUAACCUGGAAUGUAAGCUUAAACCUUCAGUGAAGUGUGAGCCAUUUAAUAUCAAACUGAAACACAGCACUAAUCCUGAAAAUAUAUCUGAACUAAGGUCAGAUUCUUCCAGCAAUAUAAGUAGCCUUUCUCAAGGAAAUGUGGCUAAUAAAAGGAACAUAAAUGGAAACAAUUCCAAACUCUUUUCUCUAGAAUUAGAUUCUCCUCCAUUUACAUACCUAAAUAUUCUUUUGGAUAGGAAACCUGAGAUGGUUACUGUGGUAAAAGUCAAGGGCUUCAUUGUUACCUUACUGGACAAACUUACAAACACCGAUGGAGCGUGGAAUAUUAAAGCUAGAAUUACCGAUGGCACUGCCUACAUCGAUGUGGAAGUUGGUGAUGACAUUUUGAGAAGCCUUAUUGGUUUCUCAGUGGCUGAAAUGAAAGAUUUGAUGAAAGACCCUAGCCAACGGCAGAGGAUUACUGUGGGUCUGCAGAAAUGUCAGCAGGAUCUAGUGGACCUUUGUUGUCUGAUGACAGUUGAAUUUAAUCCUUUUCUUAACAAAACUACAAUUUUGGCCCUCUGCAAAUUAAGUGUAGAAAAUCUGAGGGAUUUAGAACACCGUGUACGUGACACGAUGAUUGUUUUGAAUAACUGAACAGCUUCAAUUUGAGACUCUGCCCACCCUCCCCUAUUAUUUUGAUUAUUUAAAGUUGUUUUUAAUUGUUAUAA